Cercospora beticola is the source of this 998-nucleotide messenger RNA. RefSeq lists its product as uncharacterized. The record is from RefSeq and is a predicted model, not a curated record. NCBI's taxonomy places the organism in Eukaryota, Fungi, Ascomycota, Dothideomycetes, Mycosphaerellales, Mycosphaerellaceae.
UUCCCUGAAUAGGAAUAAGCGGGAACGACUGGCCCACCUCUUGCAUCACUGGUCGUCAGAAACCGCAUUGCGAUGCCACAUAUAUUCGACACUUUUCUUCUCCGCUGCGGUACAGUCACCAAUUCACACUCAACUACAGCUCACAGAUCGCAAUUCUGAUCGACUUUGCUCAAUCAACUCAUCCAAAAAGAACCUCACACGACCAACACACAUCAUGUCUGGCACAUCAGAGACCGCACACCUGACCAAGGAGGACAUCAAGAAGGAGCAGGCUCGCGAGUCUAAAGCUCAUGGAGGCAAUGUUCCAGCCGAUUCUCUUACUGCCGGCCUCCAGUCUGUAGUCGACUCCGCAGAUAAGAACAAGAGCGAGGUCAUUUCUGAACGUCAAGCAAACCUUCCUCUGCCCGAUCAGCCCCCUGUCGCCUCCGACUUCAACAGCUCCGACCAGUCAACCGUCAACGUUGGCUCUGGCGGCCUCUCUGGCGGAGGUUUCUCCCAAGGCAACGACGCACUGCGCGAGCCAGCUACUGGUGGUAGCGCUGUUCGGGAAGAUGGCGAUGUCACUGGCAGGAACACUUUGGGACAAGGUGUCGGACGUCAGGCUGCGGAUGGACUUGGAGGACUUCCAGCAGAUGCGGUGGCUCAAGGCUCAAAGAACAAGGCUGGUCUUGCCGACACAACCGGGAAGGACUACGGCUACCCACACAAGAGCGACCCAGCAAACACCAACUAAGCGGGUCGCUUUUGUUCGUCUGCUUCAGGUGGUCUUCCAUGCUUAUGCUACGAUGUCAUGAGUGUUACGAUUGAGAAUUAGAGGUUUCUGGUCGGCGUCAGUCGCGCUGGUCAGGACUUUGUUACAAUAGCGUUGAGAUACUUACUUGCCGCUGAGGCAGAAGAGCCAUGUCUCUUGUUGGAGCCUUUCACAAAUGUCAGAAAACUGUAUCAUAACCGAUAUCAAGGACCAGUUCUUGGAGAUCCGAAAAUAGUAUUGUUCACAG